AUGUGUGAUUCAGAUAGUAAAGAACAAUUAGAAAAUUAUAUUACUAAAAUAAUUAUGGAUAAUAGUUGUAACGAUAAAAUCUACAAGUGUGAUAUUUGUGAAAAGUCAUUUGAAUUUAUUUCUUCUUUGAAUAAACACAAAGAAAAAACUCAUAGUGCAGAAAAAGGUUUGUGUUUACUAGAAUACUUUUUAUUUAUAUACAAAUUUAAAUUCAAAAUUAUUAAAAAUUUUAUGUUACUCUAUUUCAUCAUUUUAGUAGUUUAUAUAUUGAACAUUUAUUUUUACUAUAUUUUUUUAUAAUUCCAUAAUUACAUACCAUUCUUGUUAUCUUUUGGUUAUAUUUACUAUUCAUGAAAGUGCAUACCUAACUCUUAAAUUAUAAUUCUUCAUUUAUUAUUAUUUUCUUGGAACAAAUUAUUAACAACUUUACAUUUUGUCAUGAUAUCAUAAUGAAUAUACUUAUGAGUUAUGACAAACUACAGAAAUUCAAUACUGUAUAUUUUACAUUUAAACCUGUGCAAUAUUUUUAAAUUUACUUAAAUACUAUUAUUUUAUUGUUGUUACUUUUUAAUUUGUAGAUAAAAGUACUACAACAAGUAAUAUGUUUAAUAGUUUGGAGGAAGAUGAAGAAUAUACAUUAUUGUAAGUAAAAACUCAAGUUUGUCUAGAUAUCAAUAAACAUAUUAUUUUGUAUUAAAUAAUUCUGAAUUUCCAUAAUAUAUGAAAUAUUAAUAACAAUAGAUUAAUAGGAAAAUAUAGACCUUCAUAGAAUAAAUGUUACCUACAAUUUUAUAAUAAUGUUGAAAUUACCCGAUUUUCUGAAUAUUUCAAAAGCUUUUAAUUAUUGAUGUUCUAGAUUUCAGGUUCAAUUAUUUAUGAGUUUAUGACACUUAAGCAAUGUUUUAUUUUAUCCAUAAGUAAUAUUUGUUUUGUUUAUUUACAGGUUAAAAAGACAGUUUAAAAAACUACAUAUCUUUCUUAAUUUUGUAAUAGGUGUGAAGUUGGCUCUCCCAUGUUGAUUUAUCCAAAUGUUUUUAUAUUACUACUAAACACUUGCUCAUAAUUUACAUUGAUUUAUUCAUAACUUACAACUGAAUAUUCUCAACACAAUUUAAUCUUUAUUAUUUAGGAACCAACUUUAAAUAGCCCUCCUCUUCAUAGAUUGCAGUACUAAAUCCCAAUUAAAAUCAACAUUUUUCUGCUGAUUUGUAGCUAUUUACACCAGGAUUUAGAAAAUGUAUAUUUCCAUAGUACAUUUCUUAUAAAAAUAAUUUUCAAGCUAACUUUUGCUAAUUAGUUUUAAAUACUAUGUAUAUAAUUGUAAACUUUUUCCACCAAAUUUUCUCCCUAUAUCUUAGUUAGAAAACAACUGUUUUUAAUAACUUAAACCAUCACUGGUGUAACAGUUAGGUUAGUAAUCAUCUUUUUAUCUCUUAAGUAAAUGGAUACCUAAUCUCACAGUAAAAUUAAUAUAGGCUCUAUUUUAACUGGAGGUAACAUAAUUUUUAGUAUUUUUAAAAAAUAUUCAUGGACAAGGAAUAUUUUAAGUUUUUUAAUAGAUACCGAAUAGUGAAUAGGAACUAUGAUUAUAUGAUAGAAGUAUACAUAAAAUAAAUUAUGUUUAAAAAUUAAAAAUUAAAUUUCAUAGAUAGAAUGAUUUUUGAGAAACCAAAAAAAAACAAUGCACCAAUUAGACAAAAUUUGCUUUCAGAAAAGAUACUAUACUCUAUAAAUCAGAGAAAGAUUUCUUUUUGAAGCGUUGUUUACAGACAGAAACAAUUUCAUAGUAAAACAAACAGAUUCCUAAAAGUAAUAUUUGUAGACAGCAUAUGAUACAAUAAUGUCAUAAUAAUGUAUAAUCAAAUUCCUAGAUAAAAUUUAUAUUUGAACUUUGCCCUCAUACCACCUUCAGAAUUGGGAUAUAUCCACCACUGAGAGAUAUUUAAUUGGCUAUGUACUAUUUAAAUACUUGUUUUGUUUAAAUUAAAUAUUCUAUUAUUGAAAUUUUAUUAAUAAAGCUUAUUUUUUCUAGAUUAAAUACAAUGUUUAAAAGAGUGAAAAAGAAGAAAACUUCUGAGGUAUGUAUUUAUUUAUAUGUUAAAAUUAUUGUUCAUAUUCAAAAUUGUAGGAACUACAAAAACAUUUUAAUUUUAAUAUGAUUUAAAUUUGAUAUAUUGUUAAAAUUAUUAUUUGUUAAUUAUACUUAUUGGAUGGUCCAAAUCUAUGUAGACUUGACAUUUUUUUUGAGAAAUUAAAAAUAAGCCCUCUCAUCAUUUUUUAAUGAUAUGAAAAAGUAAUUUUGAGAAAAUAUGUACUUGAUAACUUAUCUCCUUCCUGUACGAAAUAAGGUUGAAUUAUGACAUAAGGGUGUUGUUUUUGAGUUUUUUUAUUAGAUAAUUUUGAAUUAUUUUAAAUAAGUUUAUAUUUUAUUUAUUUAUUUAUAAAUAAGAUACAACAAUAUAGGUUCUAUUUCGUUAUAAUAUUCAAUCUUUAGCCAAUUUUUAAUACAUAAAAUUUGUUUUCGAAAACUGCAAAACAGCCCCUGUUUUGGAUUAUUUAUUAUAACUUAUUGAACGGUUACAUUUUUUCCAGAGAAUUGCUUGCUAUGAUAGGGUUUAAUAUAACAAGUCAUUGUUUAAGAAAAAUAAACUUGUUUCUUAUUCCAUUUUAUAGAAAUAAUUAUAGUGUUGUACCUUCCUUCUCUAGAGCAUUAAUAUUGGCAAAUCAAAUUAUGGAUUAUGUAGAUUUUAUCUUUAUGUCACAUAUUGUUUUUAAAAGAAAUGUAUUUUAAGCUUUAAGUUUAAUUGCCAAUUAAUUAUAAUAAUUAAUAUUUAUUAUGUUUUGAGUUAUUAUUUUCUCAUUUUUACUAUGUUUUUAAGCUAAUCUGUAUUUACUUUAAAAAAAAAAGUAUGUCUAAAUUCAUUUACUAUUUUUAUAAUUUUUUUUGAUUACUUAAACUUAUAUUAUGAAAUUUUAACCUUAAAUGUGAGUUCAUUCACAUUUGCUGUAUUUACAAAAGAGUUUUUAUCCGUUUAUUAUACAAUAAAUAAAUAGAUAAAUUUGGAAAAAUAAAGCAUAUAGAGGAAAAAUUGUAUAUUAUAAAUCAUUGAAAAUACUUUUAUAUUAGAAAAAAUGCUCAAAUAAAACUUCCAUUUAAUUUAUUAUUUCAUAAAAAAAAGUAAAACAAAAUAUGUGAGAAAUAAUUAUUUUUUUUUAUCAAUUUAAAAAAAAAACCUAAUAUUGGUGAUGGGAGCGGACACUGUUGUAGGUGAAAAGUUGGGAAAGUAGGAUACAUAAGGAUAUUUCAUUUAUAUCUGUAAGAAAUGAUAAACCAUUAUUUGACAAAAGACGAUUUAAAACGCAGUUUGGUAAUGCAUUAUUUGAAGUGCCAUAAACAUUUUUUGUUAUUUUGUUUAAAUUUAAUUAAAAAAAAAAAAAAGUACGAUGAUUUUGGAAAUGUAACUACAUCUAGUUAACAACACUAUAAGUAUUAUAACCACAUUUCUAGGGUUUACAUGUAUUUAUAAUCGAAUUACAGCAAAAAAACUCCUGAAAAUUUAAAUUCCUUAAAAGUUCAAAAGUUUUGGCGAUAAUACGAUACAAAAUGCAUUAUUGUAAGCAUUUAAUUAUAAGUUUUAAUCAUGUAAUGUAAUUAUUAGAUAGGUAUUUAUUACUUAAACCUUUAAUGUAUAUUUUAUUUUAUUACUGUAUUAGUAAAUAUUUGUUUUUGUUGAAGUUUACAUGAAAAGAGACUUAUAAACAUUAUUGUGUUUGUUGCAUAUCAUUCUUAAUUUUGUAAUAUGUGUUAAGUUAGCUCUCCCAUGUUGAUUUAUCCAAAUAUUUUCAUAUUACAACUGAACAUAUGCUAACAAUUUACAUUGAUUUAUUCAUAACAUACAACUCAAUAUUCUCAACACAAUUCAAUAUUAAAACUCCUUAAAUGCUCAAAAGUGGCUCAAGAUUUUUGGGAAUAAUACCAUAGGAAAGUAAAUCAAAAAAGGAAAAAAAAAAGGUGUCAAAAAUCUCUUAGUGAAAUAUAUUUAUUACUGUUUCAUAUUAGUGUUAAUAAAAUCUCAAUUAUUUAAAUUUAUGACCAACAACUAACACUUAAUAUCUUCAUUUAUUUUAAUUUUGAUUGUGUUUAAAUCAAAGUAUAUACAUGCUUGUUAAAUACAUUUAUUUAUUGUGAUAAUUUAAAUAUAUCUAUUUGGUACUUUAUUCAUAGUCAUUGUAUUUUUUAACAGUUUAUUAUAAACAUAUUAUGUUUUUAGGUUACCCGAGUAAAAAUAUUAUCACCUAAAGAAAAAAAAAAUAUCAAACAACAAACUAUGUGUGAUUCAGAUAGUAAAGAACAAUUAGAAAAUUAUAUUACUAAAAUAAUUAUGGAUAAUAGUUGUAACGAUAAAAUCUACAAGUGUGAUAUUUGUGAAAAGUCAUUUGAAUUUAUUUCUUCUUUGAAUAAACACAAAGAAAAAACUCAUAGUGCAGAAAAAGGUUUGUGUUUACUAGAAUACUUUUUAUUUAUAUACAAAUUUAAAUUCAAAAUUAUUAAAAAUUUUAUGUUACUCUAUUUCAUCAUUUUAGUAGUUUAUAUAUUGAACAUUUAUUUUUACUAUAUUUUUUUAUAAUUCCAUAAUUACAUACCAUUCUUGUUAUCUUUUGGUUAUAUUUACUAUUCAUGAAAGUGCAUACCUAACUCUUAAAUUAUAAUUCUUCAUUUAUUAUUAUUUUCUUGGAACAAAUUAUUAACAACUUUACAUUUUGUCAUGAUGUCAUAAUGAAUAUACUUAUGAGUUAUGACAAACUACAAAAAUUCAAUACUGUAUAUUUUACAUUUAAACCUGUACAAUAUUUUUAAAUUUACUUAAAUACUAUUAUUUUAUUGUUGUUACUUUUUAAUUUGUAGAUAAAAGUACUACAACAAGUAAUAUGUUUAAUAGUUUGGAGGAAGAUGAAGAAUAUACAUUAUUGUAAGUAAAAACUCAAGUUUGUCUAGAUAUCAAUAAACAUAUUAUUUUGUAUUAAAUAAUUCUGAAUUUCCAUAAUAUAUGAAAUAUUAAUAACAAUAGAUUAAUAGGAAAAUAUAGACCUUCAUAGAAUAAAUGUUACCUACAAUUUUAUAAUUAUGUUGAAAUUACCCGAUUUUCUGAAUAUUUCAAAAGCUUUUAAUUAUUGAUGUUCUAGAUUUCAGGUUCAAUUAUUUAUGAGUUUAUGACACUUAAGCAAUGUUUUAUUUUAUCCAUAAGUAAUAUUUGUUUUGUUUAUUUACAGGUUAAAAAGACAGUUUAAAAAGCUAAGAAAGAAAAAGGAAGUAUCAAAUUUGGUAAGUAGUUAAUUUUGAUAUCCCUAAUCUAAAAAUAUUAGGAUAUUUUUACCUACUUUUUAUAUAUAUUCUGACAUUCAUUUUUUUCAGAAUGUAAUUGAGAUAUUUUUGCUAUAAACAGUCACACAAAAACAGAUUUUCUUCUUGUUAAAAGAAAUAUUAAAUUUAUAAAAAUCAUACUAAGAGCUAUUUAAAUAAUAUAUAUUCUAUGAUUAAGAUAUAUAGAGUCUCAUACUAUUUAUCUCUUGAGUUUUAAUAAAAAUUAAUAUUUGAAAAUACUGAAAUGGGAACUAAUUUCAAACUUCAAAAACAUUCAUGAUUAGAUCUUUGAAUUUUCACUCCAAUGAAAUUAUAAUAAUGAUUUAAUAUUUAUUUAUCUAUUCGAAAUACAUCUCAUCAAUUAUGAUUUAUUACAUUAUUAAUGUUUACUGGAAUCAAAAUUUGUGGGCAUGAACAAUACUAUAUUUAUAUGAACUAUUUUGACUCCCUCUUUUUUUAGGACUAAGUCAUCAUUUGAGAAAUUUAAUCUAUACUUUGGUAGCUCUAUUUUUAAAGGUUUUUUUGGUUCAUAUAAAAUAUUUUAACUGCUCUGUAAAACCCGUGAAAGCCAGUAUUAUAUCAUCUUUAUUUGAUGACAUUUAUAAAAAUACAUAACACUUAAAAACAAUAAACACAACAACGAUUUUCACGAUUUCACUUGAUAACAGUUAUUAAAUGAGUGACAUAUUAAACAUUUAGAAUAAAAAGACAGGUGAAAACAAAUGAAUAAAUAAUCAGAGGCGGACCAACAUAUGAGUUAAAACGAAAUUUUCCGUGGGUCUCGAAGUAAAAUUCUGAACUGUUUAAUAAAAUUGCACAUAAUUGAAUCAUUCAUAGGAAUAUUAUAAUGUAUAAUGCUUUAUUGUAACAGUUCAAGUAAAUAAAAUCGAUAGAAUAUUGAAAUAAUAUAAUAUAUUGUAUAUUAUACAAUUGUAUAAAACCUUUAUGUAGCCAACAACUGGUAGUGAUACUGUAUAGGAGAAUACUUAUGGAAGGAUUUCCCUUUGCAAGUGAUGCUAUCACUCUAUCAAACUUUAAUAUGUUUUAUUGCUCAAAUAGAUCACAAUUUAUUUAUUUUUUAUUAUGUACCAAUGAUUUUAUAAGAUAGUCCUGUUAGUUGGUAACAUGCAGAAAGAACAAAGAACUUUAAGUUCGGUAAAUAUUUUUACAAUUAUUUUGUAUUAAUAUACAACAUUACAUUUUUAGAUGUUCACACUUAUUGUAGUCAUUGUAUUUACGUAAAUACUAGAAAAAAAAUAUUUUACAGUUUUAGUCUUCGUCGGAUACGAUCAUGCUAAUCGCGUGUCUGGCCGAUUACGUUUCACUUAUGACUCAUAGAUUUUAUAUAAUAUUCUAUAAUGGUUUUUGUGUGUAUUAUGCUCAUUAACUAUUAAUAGAAUCCAACUUUCUAUCUCGUUUAAUCUCUGUAAUUUACUUUUUAAAAAGCUGUGUUUUUAAUUCGUCUGUUGCAAAGUCGUUAAUUAUUUUAAAUUCGUGAAAGUGUUCGAAGGUUCCCACAACAUAACAUCACCAAGUUCAAAAACAUCUGUUAGUGUAAGACUUGACGGACUUAUAAUAUCAGUUAGGUCUCUGGAAAAUAAAAUUAAUCAGCAAGAUUCAAAUAUUUCCAAAAUCUUGACGAAACCUUGCGGUCACUUAAUAUAACUAACGAUUAGUUUAACAAAAUUAACACAAAGUACAUUAUAGGUUUUUUUUAAUAAUUAAGUUUAUUAAGUUUUUGUUUUCAUAAGUAUUUUAUGAUCAUAAUAUUUUUUCGAAAAUUAUAAAAAUAACGGCAUUUCAAAAUAUUUCUUAUUGAUAGCUGCUCUGAAUCGUUUUUUGUUAGCAAUGAUUUAUCGUUGAGUAUAGAUAUAAAUUAUAUAACUUUAUGGAUCUUACCUUACUACUUUUCCACCCGUACGAGUGGCUGUACCCGUUCCCAGUAAAAGUUAUUUUUAUUAUUAUUAUUAUUUGCAUUGUUCAUAAAUUAAAAACCCAUUGUUUAAUAAGUUAGGUUAUUGAUUAUAGUAGGGCUUCCAAAAAAAUUGCAUUCGCGGUUCUUAAUAAAUGAAAUUACGCCACUUGAACGAAUAGUGUAAAAGAUACGGUUGAACAGCUAGUGAAUUUACUUCACAUUUGUUUUCACCGUAGUCUAAACCAGGGUCGCCAAUCUUUUCCAACAAGUGAGCAACACUCAACAUUUUUAGUUUGGUAAUGAAAACCUAUUUAUUUAGAUUUUUGGAAUUUUAUUUAUAUUUUUAAAUACUGUUAAUAUAGAGUAGAUGUAUAUAAUAUUAUAUACACCUACAUUUUUGUAAAAUUACUUUUAAUAUGUGAAAUCAGUAAACUUUUUUUUUAUGCAAGUACAAGAGAAAAAAGGGUUUUAAUCUGAUAUCUGGCAUUGCUUUUCUGCAAGUUUUAAGACUUCUGGAAUAUAAUUAAAACCUGCUCGUCAACUUGAAUUCAUAUUUGUAUUUGUCAUUCUUGACCGAUAUUUAUUCUUCAAGUAUUUUAUACUCGUUCACUCACAUAGCUAAGUGGAAUCCAAAAAUGGAGUUACAUGUCAUAUGAAGAGUAAUUUCUUGUAGGUUUUGGUAUUUUUGAGUACUUGUAUACUUGGAAAACCCCGAGAUUAUCUUAAUUCACGAGCAAAGGAAGUUAAACAUUUUUUCAGUUCUGAAAAAUAAACAUCAUAUAAACUUAUAAAUUACCUGGUGGAAGGAAAGAUUAGUCUGAUUCAAAUGUUUACGUCAUCCCUUUUGAAAAACUAAAAUAACAUAUCUGCUUCGGGACUAGUUAUGUUACAGAAAUGAUUUUUUUUUUCAAAUGGGGUAAAGCAGUGCUUUAUUUGUAAUAAUAUAUGAAGAGGGAAUAUUAUAAGACUAAAAAAAUAGCAAAAAAUUGAGCACUGGGGUUUAGGUAACCAAAAAUAAAUAUAUUUUUUUUAAAAAUAAUAAUUUUGUUAUUAUUUUUAAAACGAUUAUAAGGACUUCUAUAGACAAUUUAUUAAUAUUUUUUUUGUGAUUUUCAGAAUAUUUGAUGGCGAAAACGAAAACAUGUUCUGAAUUUACUAAUCAUUUAACUUAUAAUUUGAAUAGUUGUGUAUUAUAUUAAAAAAUUGUUUCACUGUUUAAUUUUAUAAGUAUGAAUGUUCUAUAUAGAUAUAUUAUAAUAGUUUUAUUUUUAUUUUGUUUCUAGGCGAAAUCUCAAGUAAAACCAAUACCACUAAAUGAGAAUAUAAAACGAAUAAUGUUUGUUGGACCUUGUAAUCGAUAUUUAUAUACUAACAACGUUGAAAUUAAUUCAGAUAAAACUUCUAAUAGUAAAGUCUAUGGUUGUCACAUUUGUAAAAUAUCGUCCAAAUGUCUUUCUACUUUAAAUGAACACAAUCAAAUUCAUGCCGUCAAUCAUGAUAGUUUGUAUUCAUGUGGAAUUUGUAAUAAAACAUUUAAGUUUGCCAGAAAUUUGUCUGGUCACAAAUGUCUUCAACCUGAAAAAAAAACGCACAUAUGUAAUAUUUGUUCUAAAUCAUUUAUUUAUAAUUCAAAGUUAAAUCAACAUAUUAGAGAAAGACAUACCAGAGAAAAACCAUACUCUUGUGACAUUUGUGGAGCAGUGUUUACUCAAAAUAACUCUUUAGUUCGUCACUAUAGAACCCAUACUGGAGAAAAACCUUACCCUUGUAACAUUUGUGGAAGGAAAUUUUCUUUAAAAUUCAUUUUGAACAAUCACUAUAAAAUCCACACAGGGGAAAAACCGUACUCUUGUAACAUUUGUGGAAAGAAAUUUGCUAUGAAAUAUUAUUUGGUUCUUCACUAUAGAAUACAUACUGGAGAAAAACCUUAUACUUGUGACAUCUGUAGUGUAAAGUUUUCUAAAAAAUCUUCCUUGAAUUACCACUAUAAAAUACAUACUGGAGAGAAGCCGUUUGAUUGUGGUAUGUGUGAAAAGUCCUUUCGAGUUCAAAGUGAUCGAUUAAAACAUGUACGAAGAAUACAUAAUAGACAAUUUUAGGUUCUUUGCAAUCAAAACUUAAAACACACAGUUACUGUCCCUUAUUUGUAUUAUUUAACAAAUAAGUGAUUAUAUUUUAAGGAAAACUUCAAAAAAAUGUAAUGUAUAGACUAGUAUUAUAGACUAGUCACUAUUUCUUUAACCUAAUAUUAUUUAUACAUUAUUAUAAUUUUUUUUUUUUUUAAUAAAUAGUAUUAUUUUAAUUUAGACGUUUUGUACUUUGGUAUUUUACCCAAUAAAAUCAUUUAUUGUAUCAGCUCCUGAUAAUCUAGUAUUUCUACAUGUAGAACUGAAGAUGCUUUUAGUUUGGCUACAGGUGUAAAAGUUACUUUUAGACAAUUAAUUAUAUAUUUUAACAUAUCGGUAAGUUAAAAUAUAAAGUCCAAAUACCAUUUUUACUUGAACUUUUCAUUAUUUAAUAUUUAUUGAUAAUCAAAUUAUUAUUUAAGGACCACAGAUCUAUGAGGUAGGUGUAUAUAUACAUAAAUACAUGGAUGGGAUAGUGUGUAUAAAAAAAAAAAGACGUCCUAGGAUAAUGGAGACGGAUGCAGCUACUGUUAUAGAUAAUUUAAUGAAUAUCUGUGAGCAAUGAUAAGCCAUUGCUAAUGAAAAACGAAUCUGAGUGCAUAAUUAAGUUUAUUGCAAUGUUGUCAACAAUAUAUACCGUAAAAUGGGUUUACUCAGGACACUUAAAUUUCAAAUGAACGCUGAUCAAUAAGUUUUCAAAAUACGAUAAUAAUGGUAAGAAUCAAAAACUGGUCUUGGCUUAGAUUAUAAGACCCAUAUGUUUUUUUUUUUUUUGAUUCUCCCUUUUCCAUUUUUUUUUUAAAACAAAUAUGCUUGUCCCAAGUUAGACUUGGUGUUUGCUAACUUGGGACAACUAUUGUUUUAUAUAAAAAAAUCAUGUAUUCAAGUUAGCCAUAUGUCCCAAGUAACCCGAUUUUACAGUAUAUCAUAUUAUGGUAAAAUAAUUAAAUAGGCAUUAUAUAUUUUCUUUAAUAAUAUUUUUUUAAUUUUCUUGUUUUUCAAACGUUUUCCGGUUUUUUCUCAGUUUUUUUUCGGUUUUUCACAUUUGAUGAGAAAACUUGAGAAAAUCAAAAUAUGACCUUUAUAAAGUAUCUCCCCACAACGAUUUUCUUUCAAUAAGGGUGCUACACUUAAAAAUUUGAGCAAGAUUUCUGGUAGAAAAGUUGCUCACAGACAAAAAAGAAAUAAUAAAAUAAACAUCUUUGUAAAACCAUAAGUUUCUUCGCUCCAUUCAGAAUCUAAAAUCGAUAUUUUAGUAGGUAAAUAAUGAAAAUCUAGAACAAUGGAUUUUGAUCUGGGUUCUACGUCACACUAGAUCAUUCUUUAAGUAUUUCAUGCUCUUUUAAAUUUUGUAUUUGUUUAUAAGUGGCCGAUAGGCGAUCGCAAUGAAUUGUUAUAUAAGAAAAUAGUUGUGUUUACAAGUGUGUUCUGUUUAUCUAUUUUUCUAUUAUAUAGCAUAACAAUUGUGUUUAUCUAAUUUGGCAUAAAAAUUAAAUAAUGACCUAAAAAAAAGAUCUUAAUAAUUUCUUUGUAGUUGAAAUAUGUAACGCGAACAUUUUUUGAAGAGCACAGUGUGCUGUGUUUAAAAACGUUUAAAAAUCAUUAGGUAUAGACUAGAGGACACUAGAGAGUUGAGUGACCAAAUCCUAGUCUGUCUGAUUUUUUUUAAUUUAAAUAUUACGGUAGUAUUACUUUGUAUAAAUUCUUACAAGCCAAUAUAAAAACAAAAGUUCCAAAGUAUAAGUACUUUAAUAAUUUUAAAAUUUAUCGUUCUGUUUACUAUUUACAAAUUGGGAUAUUUUAUUUAUUUUUUUUUCUUGCUUAAUAUGAGCAUCACCUAGUCAUUAGGUAACCUAAUUCGGGACUUAUCGCAUUGCCAAUAAUGAAAAUAUGCAUGCAAAAAUGCAUUAAAAUAUCAUCAAAAAUGCUGAAAAUAUGUACACAAAAAGUUACAUGCACCCAAAAAUGUAAUUAAAUUUGUUUUUUUAUUUUAAAUGUAAUUUAAAAAAGUAAUAAUAAUAUACAUAAUAAAAGUGUAAAUAAAAUUUCACUGUAGUAAUUGGCUGCCUUUAUCCAAAUACUCCAUCUUGUCAAAAUUGGUUCUGGUGGUAUUGAUGGAGAUAGAGAUAGAUCAAUAGAUUUAAAAUAUUGAAUACGAUAGUAUGAUUUAUAAAAAAUUGUUUUCCUAUUUGUGAUAAGUUUGUCAACUUUUGGAUAUUCUAUUCGUAGAGUUUCAGCAAUUCUAUGAAAUGCAUGGGCUAAACAAGAAGUAUGUAUAGUUUUUGUGUAAAAUAAUUGAAUGGUUUAUCUAGCUUUAACCAUGUAAGAGGCAGUGUCAUUGAGAAACAAUAAUACUUUAUCGUGCUAAAUACCAUUGGGUAAAAGUGAGUUCAUUUAUUUAUCAAAUACUUUAUAAAUUGUGAAAUGAUUACAUUUUUCUUGCUCCUCAGAAUUCAAAAGAAAAAUCAUACUAUACUCAGUUUCAUUUAAAAUGCCAUUAACAACGUUCGCUACAUAUGUGCCUGUAACAUCGGUACUUUUGUUUAUUGAUACCCAAUACAUUUAUUUUGACCAUAAUCCCUAAUUUGUUGAAUUGUAUUUUCAUAAAUAUUGUUAACAUAACCUUUUCGUAACGUUGAUUCAAAAGGAAUAUCUUUACCAUUGCACAUCGUUAGAAAUUCUUUUAAAUAUGGAUUGGAUAUAUGUUAUUAGCUGACAAUAAAACCUUACAUUGAUCGUGACUGAAUUUAGAUUUUUUUUGUAACGUCCUACAGUGGAGUAUUAAAGAAAAAUCAUGGCAAAAACCUGAAUAACAUUUCGUGGUGAUUAAACAUCACAAAUAUUUAUUAAAAAUUGCUUAUGUAAGAAAUUUUAUUUUAUUUUAGAACAAGUAUAUAUAUAUAUACAAGGUGUCUCACGAUAAUUUGCUUGUCACUCGAAAUAACUUUUAUUCUAUUUAAUAUUUUUGAUAAAUUGUUUUUUAAAUAAUUAUGAUGCCUCUGCGCUACAGUUUAUAUCUAGACAUUUUUUUUUAGGGGGGGGGAGUUAAAACAAACAAUUUAAAAUUGUGUUAUGAUUUUUAUAAAAAAAAUCAAAAUAACCAUUUUCGUUCACCACUUCCAGAGAACUUAAUUUUUGGCAUUCCACCCUUAACUUUCAAAUCAUUCAAAUACGGUAGGAAUACAUACCUUAGUUUUUAACCAAUUAUCAUUUUUUAUUUAAAAGUAAUCUAUGUUCCGAGAUAAUGCAUGCCAUUUAAUAUUUAACUACGAAAUAGAAUAAGAUAAUAGUUUUUUGAUAUGUUUUGGUUAUUUGUUCGGAUAUUUAGUAAUUUCUUGUAUAUAAUUGAAUAAAAGUUCAUAAUUUCCAUUUGUUUUGAUUCUUUUGAAAAUUCUUUUAAAACUUUAUACAAAUCUCUUCUACUAAGUUCAAUAUAAUUGCAUCGAGAUCCUUUAUAAAAUAUGUUUAAACAGUAUUAUUUAUUUAUGAUUUAAUAAGGUCCAGAUAACCAAAAAAUAUGUGUUUAUUUGUAAUAUAUACGUGUAGUAUGUAAUAAACACAAUAGUUGAAAAAAAAAGUUUUGAAAAUUACAAUUAUUUAAAAAAUCUAUUUUUUCUUUCAAGUUUAUUUCAAAUUAUUAUCGCACUAUUUCCAAAUAAACUUAAAUCGACCUUUUUUUUUAUAAUUUUUUUUAAAUUAUCAACUAAAAACACAUAAUAUGAAAAAAAAUUAAAAAAUUUGCAUAAGUACUAAUAAAUUUAAUUUUAAAUAAAUAUAGUAUAAUUUUUCGUAGAUGUAUAGGUUUUUAUUACCAUUUAAUUAGUUUUAAAUAAUAUCGGAGAUAUUAGCAUAUAUUUUUAGCUUUAAUGUACUUGUUAUAAGUACGACUAUUAAAUUAUAUACAAAUUUUAAGUUGAUCGUGCUUCAUCCAGAAUGUAAAAUAUAUUUAACUUUACAUUUUAUAUGAUAUUUACAUAUAUUUUAAAUUUUAAUCUAUAUGAUAGCAUUAAUAUUUAUAAAAUGGUAGUUACCUUUAGAACAUAGGCAUAGUGUGAUGGUUUUCUGAGAGGGAGAGGGCUAUAACCCUAAAAAAAUUGUUUACAUAGGUAAUAUACCAGGAACGUCUCCAGACUGUAACUAUGAGGGAGGGGGAUGUAAUAAUUUAAUUAAAUUGAUUGAUUAAAAAUGGGUGGACUACUGUUAUAGAUGAAAAGUUGGGAAGGUAGGAUAUAUUGAAUGAAACUUAAUGUAUACCUGUACCUUAACAAAUUUAAGCUUUGCCAAUAAAAACGAUUCAGAACGAAGCUCGGUUAAUGGUAUUUCUCAGAAGCGUCUUCUGGUUAAUUCCAUGGGGGGGAAAUGUUUACUCUUAAAUACCACCAUGUUGAUCAACGAAUGCUUUUAACCUUUAUGCCUGAUGUCAUUUCAACUUAUAUUAGCUUGGAAGACUGCAGAUAUAUUGUAUAAAUGCAGUAAAACAGUACAAUUUAAAACUUAAAUCUAUUUUUUUACAUUAAAUAAAUAAUAAUCGCCAUUACUUUCUAUAUUAAUGUUUUCAUUUCGAUGAAUAUUUAAAAGUUAUAAGCCAGUUAGUCUCUGUUCAAUUUUUUUUAUCACAAAGUACGACUUUUAAUGAACCUCAUUUAAAAUUCUCAAUUAUUUCUGCUUGGUCUAACAAUUUUAUCCACAGAGUACCUAAAAAUUACGUAUUAAACUCACAAAAUUAAAAUAUCUAUAAAUUGCUCAAAAAUUUGUCAAGAAAAGGAAAACAUAAGUUUUAUGUUCAAAUUUCAAUUUUCUACGAAAAUUUUUAACUAAAUUAUGUCAAAAAACAAAAUUUAAAAUUAUAAAAAGCAUUAUUUUCGUAAAUUUUCCCGUUUUACUUACGUUUUAUCCUGGGUUUUCCUGGUAUUAUGAAAACUACUUGUAAAAUCAGAAAAAGACUUUCCUAAAUUACCAUUUAGUUCAAUAUGACAAUAUUUUCUUUCAAUAAAGGUGCUACACUUACAAUAUGAAACAAGAUUUCAGGUAGAAAUUUUUGUCAUAGUAUAAAAAAAACCAUUGUAAUCCAAUCAGAAUCUAAUAUUUAAAUUAGAUUAACCAUUUUCCAUUUUGAUUCUAAAAAUAUAUUAUUUUAUUAUAUCUUUGAUAAUUGAUUGUCCCCACUUAAUUUUCCAUAGUUCUAUCUCACCCUUGAGAGAAUAUAUAUUGAAAUUUAUAAAUGAGAAAUGUCAGUGUUAUUUCAAUCAAAGUAUUUCCAAGAUCCGGAAAUCAUUUUUAUUUUAUUUGGAACCAGGUUCAUUUGUACGUCUUUGUACUUAAGAAUUAUAGAUAUUUUGUGUAACAAAAAAAAAAAAUCACAAGACUUAUGGGGGGCGGGGGCAAUAGUCUACUUUGCCUCUCCUUAGGGACGUGCCUGUAAUAUACCUUCUCGUGAGUUGCCACUCCCUGAAAAACAUAUGGUUUUUUCCCAGGAAGUCCAUCGGCGGACGAUGAUAAUAUUAUAGACUAUAGAUAGAUUAUAUAUGACAAUAUAUAUACGUAUAUAACAAAAUUGAAAAUAUUAUUAUUGUUGAUAUCAAUCUGAUGUUAUGUAAUAAUAAUUUUAUAAUUAUUACUAUACACAUAUAUUGUAUACAUGAAUAUCUACAAAUUUGAAUUAUUAAAUAAAUUAUUCUAUGAAUAUUUUACCUAUUAUUAAAAAAUAAAUAAUAGAAUAUUUUUCAGUUCUCAUACAUGGAUGUAUAAAAUAGUACAUUUUUACUCAGGAGACUAAAGUCUAGCCCCCAUUAUUCUAUGCCUAUGCUCCAGGGAUAAAAUCCAUAUUUACAAUAAACCUUUAUUUUUAAUAUCAUAAAAUGAUGACAAAAUAAUAUAACAACGAUAAUGUUCAAAAUAAAAUUACGUUAGGGCAUAAAAACUAUAAAGGGCCAUGCGUGGUUAAUAAGACAACACAGACCUACUAAUAUUUUUAUUUAAUGUUUAUCUAACUGAACUUUGUACUCUGUUUUAUAAUCUUUAAUUUAUCUUAAAUAUUAAUUGUAUAGAGUUAUUUUUAUUUCAUUGGGUUUUGGUCAGGAUUUUUCUUAAAUACGCCACUGUGCGUCCAUUAUAAACUGUUGUGUAAGUACAUAUUUUACUUGUACUUGGGUGAUUUUCAAUUCGCUUAGCUGCCCGCCUUAUGAUUUUCCGUUAUAAGAUUUCGGGCGACAAUAAACCUAUUAUCCACGCUCACUUUCGUUUCACAAAAAUUGCAAAACACAUUUUAGUUAUUAGUAAUGACUAAUUUUUUCAUAAAAAUUGUAAAUGGAAUUAUAGUAAAUUGUUCAAACUACGUUUAGAAAUAAGUUACAUAACACGCUCGCAGAGGCUUUCCUAACUUAUUAUAUUUUUAUUUUAUUUUACCAUAGUGACCGCGUCUUCUCUAUUGCGAUUGUUCAUUAAUAAACAAUACAAUAAUUUUAUUUAGUUACAACGACCACAUGACGGUAAAUAAAUUCUACUUCUUGGCAUAUUGUACCACGACAGUGAUUACCAUAUUAUGUUACAGCAGCAUGGUGACAUAGCGAGUGGUCUGUUGGGCGCCACUGGCCUGUGCAGUGACGGUGGGCGCAUACGCGCCCUGUGCGCCGACGCACGGCGUGCGUUUUUACAGCAACCAAUGCUAUUGCGGCUUCGUGCGCCCAUAAAAGUGGUCGGUGACUUACACGGUCAGUUCGGCGACUUGCUCCGAUUGUUCAACGCAGCCGGCCGGCCACCUGAUGCCGAUUUCCUGUUCUUGGGUGACUUUGUAGACCGUGGCCCGCAGUCUAUCGAAGUACGCCAAGUCCUUAUAAAGUCCCACCGAUAAAUUUUGUACACUAACAAUUGGUUAUCAACACCGUGAUCUAUUACGGUUAUCAUAUGUGGUUUAGAUAACCGUGGUUUUCUAAUUUUAUGUCUUCAAUAUGACAAUUAAAUUAUAUUGAAAUUAAAAUCCGAAAGACGAAUAUUGAGGAGUUGAGAGAUCGUAAGAACUAUAUGUGAGAUGCAGAGUACAUAAUGGUUAAUCGUUAUGCCCUAAAUUAAUGACGUGAGCAGGCAAUAAUGUGUGACUCUUACGUAAACGAUUGAAACGUACAAUACUGGAUCUGGGUAAUUUAAAGUUGUUGACAGGGACUGGAAUCGAAAUGAAAAGAACCGGUUCUGGAACUGGAAUCUUUAAAAUAUUUGGAACUGGAAACUCUAUUCACAAAAAGUGAAAAACCGGAACCGAACCGGAAUUUUUAUGUUUUAAACAUUGAGAACCAGAACCUUUAAAAAUAAAAAAAUGUAAGUACCGGAACCUAAAUUUAAAUAAUUAUUUGCAAAUAUAACAAUGGUACAAAAAUAAUUUUAUAAUAUUUUUUACAAAAAGGUUGUUUUUAAAAUUUUCCAAAGUGAAUAUAUAAAAAGUUAUUAUUUUUUUUUUUUAAUGUUGAGGGGAUGAAAAUAAAAAUGUAAUUUUGCUGUAAAUCGAUGGCCUCUUUAAAGACAAACUGAUUGAAAAAAAAUCGAAAAAAAUUUAAUACAAACAGCGCUAAAAAAAUCCGUCGAACAUGGUCGAAUUACAUAUUUGAAUAAAUAUGUAAGUAUAUAUAAUAUGUGUGUACCUUGGAUGCUUAUGAGACAUUGAUUAAAUUUAAUCAAUGAUGUAAGUCAUUAGUUUUUAGGAUUGGCAUUAUAUAAUAUAAGAAGUUUAACCCCCAGCAAUGCUAUUCGUGCUUACAUUUUUUGUGAAAGAACCAGAACCGAUAUUUUUUUUAAAGAACCAAAACUGACCCGAUGUAUAUUUCUUAACAGAACUGUAAUCGUAAAAGAACUAGUUAAAUUUUUUCUGAAGAACCGGAACUGAAAUGAAAACGCUAAAAUCAAAAGGUUCCAGUCCCUGGUUGUUGAACCAAGAUUUAUUAAGGAUAUUUAGGAAUUAGUUGUAUAAUUAGUGGAAAACCUUAUAAGUCCAAUAAGAAAUCCAGAAUUUGAAUAUUUGAAUUUGAUAUAAAUUCAUAAUUUGCGAUUAAAAAUGUGUGAAAAUAGAAUAAAAAUAUUGUUGGUUAGAUUAGGUUAGAUAGAUUGAGUUGUUAGGUGUAUUGUACAAAAAGUGGGAUUAUUGGUGUAACGUUAUAUUAUCACCACCACAGUAAACAUCGAUUUUCACGGGUUUUGAAUAGUGUACAAAUCGGGAUUUUCGAUUAAAAAUUUGUAAAAAUAAAAUAACAAUUGUGGGAGCAAUUUUUUUUAAUGAAAUUCUCAAUUGGGAAUAUUAAUGUAACGGGCCAUUUUUUCCAUAUUUGUUAAUUUUGCCUUUUUAAAUUUAAUUUACCACAUGCUUUUUGCUCUAAUAAUUUUUCAUAAAUCUCGUACUCAUAAUUUUUAUACCUAUCCGUAAUUUUGAAGGUGAUCACUCUGCUGUUGGUGCUCAAGACUCGGUAUCCGGAGAACGUAUACCUGUUGCGAGGCAACCACGAGUCCCGUUCCGUUAAUGUCCGGUACGGGUUUUACGGCGAGUGCAGGUCCCGGUACGGACCUCUGCCGGGCCUCCAACUGUGGCGGGCUUUCAAUAAGACAUUCGAUUGCAUGCCGGUGGCCGCUGUAAUUGGCGGCCUUAUAUUCUGCACGCACGGUGGCCUUAGCCCUCACCUGCGCCACAUGGAUCAGAUCGAUCGCAUCCCGCGUCCUACACCGGUGCCCAAGUACGGCAUUAUGUGUGACUUGUUGUGGGCCGAUCCGGCCCGCGGUUCAUGCCGGGGUUGGCGAAAGAACGUCCGUCGGAACUUAUCGUACGAGUUCGGGGCUGACAGGGUGAUUGAGUUCCUCAAUCGGUUCCGUUUCAAGCUAGUAGUCAGGGCUCAUCAAGUAUCAUUAUACUUUAUGUAUUUAUACAUAUUAUGCAUACAUAUACACCGUUAUUUAUAUUAAUUGCGAUGUAUAUGAUUUUCUACCCGCCCAUUAAUUCAGCGUACCUAUAUGUGAUUAUAUAAUAAUCAGUGGCGUUGGUGUACCCAGGAUUUUUCAAUGGCAACGGCUAAACAAAUCGAAUUAAAUGUAUAAUAUGCUAUAACGGUACAUAUAAUAGCGUACGCAAAACAAUUUCUAAUGUAAUAAUAUUAUUAUAAAAAGUCUUUUUCUCGAAAUUAUUUUUCAAAAUAGACUUAUGUAGUACUUUUCUAGAUAAAGUCGUUUGUACUUACCUGCGUGAGUAAUUGAAGACCUGAGAGCAAAAACGAGAUAAGUCCAUUUUUUUAAAUUGUUCAUAAUACGUUAAGAAAGCAAUAAUAAAAUAAGGAUUGGACAUAUCUUGUUGUUGCACCGUAAUUGCUUUACGGUGUUACCAGUAUUUGGAGCAACAACCAGACUUGUCGGGACAUAUUUUGUUGUUCUAUCAAAAAAGACCACAAGAUAAGUCCAUUUGUGUUAUAAUUCCGUAAAUAAUCGUCGGACGUGUCUGAUUGUUGCACCGGUCGAUGCGGUAUAUGGUUUCUAUCCGAUUCAAUAAAAAAGUGAUUUUGCAUAAAAAUUGGACAUGUCUCAUUGUUGCCCCAAGUCUUCAAUUAGUGCAAAUGUAUAAUGAUUAAUAUAAUAUUUGAAAUGAAUUAUUUUUCAAAUUAUUUUCACUGCUAAAUAUGCUAAAUAGUUUAUACGAGUUUGUACUCGUAUUAUUUGUUUACAUUUUAACACAGCUACCGGGAGAGGCUGAGAGGCUGAAGCUCCCCCUUAGUCUGGAUACGCCACCUAUAAUAAUAUUAUGUUAUUAUCACAACGCUAUGUCCUAUUAUUCAUAAUUUAUGGUUAAAAUUAUUAUUAUCGUAUUCGUAAUGCGUUUGUUCAGUGCGUGAACGGGGGUUACCAGUUUUUCGCCAGCCGCAAGUUAGUGACCGUGUUCAGUGCACCCAACUACAAGGGAUACGGUUUGCCUGGCGCCAUCAUGUGUGUGGACAAGCACGUAAAAUGCACAUUCCAGGUGAUACCCGUGCAAAAGGAUAAGUCGAUGGUCAACCGGAAACGAUCUCGUCCAAAGUUAUCACGUCGGAAUGCAAAUAACAAAAGCGGCGGAGAUAGUCUGUGA
Molecule: messenger RNA, 19487 nt
Organism: Cinara cedri
Lineage: Eukaryota; Metazoa; Arthropoda; Insecta; Hemiptera; Aphididae
Source: the annotation of a GenBank genome assembly